GGAAUUGGUAUGGUCGGCAGGGUCGGCUGCUACCUUAGGUUUAGCUCCUUGUGAAUUUGGUAUCUUGUGAAUUCGGAAUUGGUAGAGGUUAAAGCGUCAGUUUAUUUAUCAAUGACUAUUUUCAUUACAUUCAAGCUAAUUAAAUGAAUGAUUACGCAUUAGUGUGAAAAUUCACAUCAGCUGUACUGGUAGAUGUGUAAGAAAUUGUAAUGAGAAUCAUAAAUGAAAAAUACGAUGCAAAACAUGAUUAGAGGUCACCAUUAAAUAUAUGUAAACAGAAAUAAUGUAGAUAUACAUAUUAUCAGCAAUGCUUAAAAUCAUGUAAUUCACUAUAAAGUUAUAUAAAUUCACGAAAACUGACAGAUUAUCUUAUCUAAUGCUGGAGUCUCGGUUGCUUGAUCCGGCAAAUAGAUUUGUCUGAACAUUUUUACAAAGGCGUUGCCAUUAAGCCGGCUAUAACAUGCUCAUUUCAAGUCUUAUUCAACAAGUUCAUGAAAAAUGGUUCACUGUGCAAAAAAAAACGACGCAAGGAGUGCAAUCGGCCAGAGAUGCUGUAUUUCGUGGUGGAUUGAUUAUAAUAACUGGUAUACUCAUAGUAUGGAUAUCAAUUUUUCUUUAUACUGCAUUUUACUAUGCCUACAUGCCAAGUAUGACUUAUUCAAGACCUGUACAUUUACAAUUUAAAUCAUGUGAUCAAGAGAGAGGUGUAUGUAGCUUUCCGUCGGCUCAUGUACAAUUGACAAAGAAGCAACAGUUACUCAUGGUUGGUCAGCCGUACAAAGUAAACUUGCAAUUAGAAAUGCCAGAAUCUCCAGCCAAUAAAGAGCUUGGUAUGUUUAUGGUUUGUGCGCAGUUACGCAGUCGAGAUGGAGUACUUGUUGAUCAUGCGUGCAGAUCAGCCAUGUUACAUUAUCGCAGUACUUUAUUGCACAUGCUGACUACUCUUACUUAUUCACCCAUGAUGAUUUUUGGUAGUACUGAAGAAAAACAAAAUAUUAUCCUAGAAUUAUUUGGAAAUUUUGAAGAAGAUCAAAGUCAUCCUGUAACACUUAUUUAUGUUGAGAUUCAAUCUAGGCAUAUUGAAUUUUAUUCAGCCAACAUAAUGAUCAAUGCUCACUUGUCUGGCCUACGCUAUUUAAUGUUUCAUUGGCCCAUUUUGUCAGCAAUUGUCGGCAUUAGUACCAACUUGUUUUUCAUAGUACUUGUAUGUAUUUUAUCAUACUUACAUUUUGCUAGUGAAGAAGAAAAUGCCGAUGAAAGCUUUAGUUAUGAAAAAGGUGACUCCUCGGAAGAAGACAGAGAUCUCAAAUUUCCAGCAACUUCAGAUACUUCCUCUAUUGAAGACACAUCAUUAUUAGAAGACAUUCCAAAAUCUCAAGAUGACAGUCCUUCGCUCUCUUCAACAGAUCCUGUCUUAAGUAAAUCUAGUUAUAUUCAAGAAUUAUCACUAAUGUCAGAAUCAACCAAAGAGGAACUCAACAAAUGAACAUAUUUUUCAAUUAUUCUUAUUUCUAAUGUAUAGAAAAAAGGGAAAAGACCUAGGUUUAUGCGAACGAGGAUCAAUUUCUAUGGCAUUUUUAGUUAAUCAAUCCUUGAUAAGAUUGAUAUCUUGUGAUAUUUAUCUUUCAAAGUACCUGAAGAUUUUUGUACAUUUCGCAAAGCAUUUAAACAUUUGUUACAAUUUAUGUAUUUAGUAAUGCGUUGUUGUUAUUACUUCAGAUCAAGUAAACUAUAUUUUUUUCGGUUUUUAAUUUAACUAUAAAUUUAUAUCAAAAUGACAAAUUAAAUAUUAAGACAAGAUGACAUUUAUUGAAUGAUUAAUUUUUGAAUCAUGGUAUAAUAGAUUUUGAAAGUUUCACUUGUUCUCAAGUAAAGUUUAAUUGCAACAGCUAUGUAACAAAAAUGAUUAGAUUUGUAAUACUUAAAAAUUUAUUACACAAGUCAAACUCUUGCAUAAAGUCGCAAAGGUUUUAAGAUUAAUAAGUUUUAAAUUAUUAUAAUUUUUAUAUUGUAUCUAUAAAUAGUAUGUUUCUUUUUCUGUCAGAAAAAUUUGAUAACUAUUUUUGUGAUAAUCCUCGUAUAAUAUAUAUUUUUUCAA
This is a messenger RNA of Phymastichus coffea, 2098 nucleotides long. It is a transcript of the gene Seipin, whose product is annotated as seipin. Gene Ontology annotation, cellular component: endoplasmic reticulum membrane. The record is from RefSeq and is a predicted model, not a curated record. Gene Ontology annotation, biological process: lipid droplet organization; lipid storage. NCBI's taxonomy places the organism in Eukaryota, Metazoa, Arthropoda, Insecta, Hymenoptera, Eulophidae. The transcript is spliced from 5 exons. The coding region runs from base 461 to 1486 and encodes 341 amino acids.